Molecule: messenger RNA, 530 nt
Organism: Boeremia exigua
Lineage: Eukaryota; Fungi; Ascomycota; Dothideomycetes; Pleosporales; Didymellaceae
Exons: 1
Coding region: 98-412 (104 amino acids)
Source: RefSeq, a predicted model, not a curated record
GCUACUUCUUUCCACUCAUACCGCACCGCAUAACCAGCACAACACCAUUACUUUCAGAAUUCGUCUUUGAUAUAUCACACUCUCACAAAUCCUCAAAAUGGCACCACGCGCUCUCAUCUCCGCAUUCCGUCCCUUCACAUCCUCCAUCUCGCCAAUCACACGUCGCGCUCUUUCCACAACGCCGCGCAUGGCAAUCAAGGAAGAUGGCAACCGGACACCGGAGGAGCUCGAGCAGAAGAAGCAGGAGCAAUUGAAGGAGCAGCAGGAGGGCAAGGGCCGAUGGCGUGAGGACCUUGCUAGCUCAGGCGAGAGCAACAUUGCGGCCGACAAGCAGAAGGUCAACGACCACGACAGUCAUAUCAAGGAAUUGCAGCAGGAGGGCAAGGAGAAAGGCGAAAAGGGCCAGUUGUAGAAGCGUCAGCGCACACAGAGAAGCAACGCAGGAAGCAACUUAGUCAUAGAUGAAUCAGCAUAAGCAAGCGUCUCAGCGCAGCGUCCAUUCCCAAUCAAUCCAUCAUUGUUCAAAUGCG